Molecule: messenger RNA, 1547 nt
Organism: Helianthus annuus (common sunflower)
Lineage: Eukaryota; Viridiplantae; Streptophyta; Magnoliopsida; Asterales; Asteraceae
Product: bifunctional riboflavin kinase/FMN phosphatase
Exons: 11
Coding region: 256-1407 (383 amino acids)
Biological process (GO): FMN biosynthetic process; riboflavin biosynthetic process
Molecular function (GO): riboflavin kinase activity
Source: RefSeq, a predicted model, not a curated record
ACUAACAGAGGUUUUAUCCAAGAAAACGAUAUACAGCUUCGUUUUAUCAGUCCAAUAAAUUAAACCACACACCUAAUUAACCCUCGUCAUCCAUACAAUUCCGGCGACGCACCGGUCACUCACCGUCAAUCAUCCGUUUACUCCACACAUCACAGUGCAAGUUUCGUUCUUCAUAAUUGCGAUUUUCAAACUAGUUUAAACUCAAGAAUUUUGUAAUUGUGAGUCUGAAAUCCGCUUUGAGUCUUGACAAACCGGAUGAUGAAUUCUAUAAGGAAACUAGUUUCAUGUGUGAUCCUUGACUUGGAUGGAACACUUGUAAAUACAGAUGGCAUUGUGAGUGAAGUUUUGAAAGUUUAUUUGGUUAAAUACGAGAAGAAAUGGGAUGGGAGAGAGGCCCAAAAGAUUAUUGGGAAAACACCUAUAGAAGCCGCAGCCGCCAUUGUUGAGGAUUACGGACUUCCUAUGUCAAAAGAAGAUUUGCUUUCGGAAAUUUCCCCGAUGUUCUCUGAUCAAUGGUGCAAACUUAAAGCACUACCAGGUGCUUAUCGUUUGAUUAAACAUUUGAGAGGCCAUGGAGUGCAAAUGGCAUUGGCUUCUAAUUCUCCGAGAGAUAGCAUCGAAAAAAAGAUCAGUUAUCAUCCUACAUGGAAAGAAUCCUUUGCAGCCAUUAUUGCUGGUGAUGAGGUAAAAGCAGGAAAGCCAUCUCCUGAAAUAUUCCUGGAAGCAGCAAAGAGGCUUAGCAUUGAUCCUUCCAAAUGUCUUGUCAUCGAAGAUUCACUACCAGGUGUUGUAGCCGCUAAAGCUGCUGACAUGGAAGUGGUUGCUGUACCAUCUCUUCCAAAGCAGUCCCAUCUUUACACUGCAGCCGAUGAAGUGAUCAAUUCACUUCUUGACCUACGUCUUGAAAAGUGGGGCCUACCUCCAUUUGAAGAUUGGAUAGAUGGUACGUUACCCUUAGAACCUUGGCAUAUUGGUGGUCCUGUUAUCAAAGGAUAUGGUCGGGGCUCAAAGGUGCUUGGAAUACCAACAGCUAAUUUAUCAGUAGAAGGGUAUGGAUCAGUCCUCUCGGAACAUCCUGCUGGUGUUUAUUUUGGUUGGGCCAAGUUAUCAACGCGGGGUUUUUACAAGAUGGUUAUGAGCAUUGGUUGGAACCCGUACUUUGAUAACACCGAAAAGACCAUAGAACCAUGGUUGCUUCAUAAGUUUGAUGAGGAUUUCUAUGGAGAGGAAUUACAUCUCGUUAUUGUUGGCUAUAUUCGCCCCGAGGCCAACUUCCCAUCACUUGAAAGCCUCAUUGCAAAAAUACAUGAAGACGGUAAAAUUGCGGAGAAUGCACUUGAGCUUCCUAUAUACGCCAAGUACAAAGAUGAGACAUAUUUCAAAAGUAUUCACAACAAUCAUUUAUGACAUUGAUUUUUUAAGGAGGAUGUUUCAAUUUAAGAUUUUAAGAUUUAAAAAAACUGUAAUCUGGACUACGAAGAAUGAUGCAAAAUAAUUUGAUGUUUAUUGGGACUUGAAAGCAUCAUGAUAAUCGCUUUUUUGAGACA